AUGUAUUCCGUAUCCAGCCAAUCAAAGCCACUGCCACUCAGGCACCUCUUGUUGUUUCAAAGACCAGUACCGGAGGGAAGACCAAGGUUGGAAUCAAUGAAUUUAAAGAACAUCAACCUUGCAGGUUUUGGACGAAUUGGAAGGUUAGUUUUGAGAAUAGCAACAUUUAGAGACGAUAUUGAGGUUGUUGUAGUCAACGACCCUUUUAUUGAUUGCAAGUACAUGGCUUACUUGGUGAAGUAUGAUUCUACUCAUGGCUUAUUCAAAGGAACCAUCAAGGGUGGUGCUAAGAAGGUGCUGAUCUCAGCUCCAUCAGCUGAUGCGCCCAUGUUUGUUGUAGGGGUAAAUGAGACCACAUACAAACCAAACAUGGAUAUUAUAUCCAAUGCCAACUGUACUACUAACUGCUUAGCCCCUUUAGCCAAGGUGGUUCAUGAUGAGUUCGGUAUCAUUGAAGGUUUGAUGACAACUGUACAUGCAAACACAGGUGUUGACAUUUAUUAA
Lactuca virosa is the source of this 504-nucleotide messenger RNA. The record is from the annotation of a GenBank genome assembly. Lineage: Eukaryota; Viridiplantae; Streptophyta; Magnoliopsida; Asterales; Asteraceae.